Messenger RNA from Polypterus senegalus (gray bichir), 11523 nucleotides. RefSeq names its product DNA (cytosine-5-)-methyltransferase 3 alpha b (gene dnmt3ab). Gene Ontology annotation, cellular component: nucleus; cytoplasm. The transcript is spliced from 23 exons. The record is from RefSeq and is a predicted model, not a curated record. Gene Ontology annotation, biological process: negative regulation of DNA-templated transcription. The coding region runs from base 217 to 3078 and encodes 953 amino acids. Gene Ontology annotation, molecular function: methyltransferase activity. Lineage: Eukaryota; Metazoa; Chordata; Cladistia; Polypteriformes; Polypteridae.
AGGAGGCCUCGCCGGCUGGGGAGGUGGAGGACAGGGAGAGAAGCAGAAGGAAGAUCCGGGAGCUAGCGAAAACGAAAAGGUUCAGGCCUGGGACUGGCAAAAAGGGUUGAAGAAAGAAUUGCAAGGGAGGAGGCUCCAACCAGUGAAUUUUUUUUUUAAAUUUUGCCUUUUAUUUUCUUUAAUUUAUUGUUCCCCUUACAAGAAUAUAUUUUCGGGAUGCCGUCCAACGCUACUGCCACCACGACAGCCACAAUCAAAAGCCCCGACUUCGAUCAUGACGCAGUUGGAAAUAAGAUGAGUGAAGAUCAUUUGGAAGAAAAGAGUAAUGAUGAGAAGCCAACAAACAGUGUAAUGGGAAGGAAAGUAGGCCGACCCGGAAGGAAACGCAAACAGCUAAUGGUUGACAGCUAUGAAACAUCAAAAGAAGCUGGGGUUGGACCCAAGUAUCUUUCACACAGAGAGAGCCAGUCUUCAGAUGAAGUACACAAUGGUGUUCUGAACUGCAGCCAAGGAAGUACCAUUGCCAUCUCCUCCCAGCAAGAGAAGGUCAUCCCAGAGAAUGGUGUCUCAAAAGAAGCUUCCCAAAGGUCUGGAGAACUACUUGAGGACAAUCAGGAGAGACAGGAAAUAGAGGACCUUGAUUCUUCCCUGGAAAAUGGAUGCCUUACUCCUCCAGAUGACCAAGACUCUGAGAAAGGAGAAGGGGACCAGGUGCCACCCAAUCCUCGUAAGAAAAGAGGAAGGCGGAAACUAGAAAACCCAGAAAAACAUGUAGAAGAAAAAGAGGAAGUGAGUUGUGAGGUUGUCAAAACAGAGCAGGGAACUCGAACCAGACUUCGUGGGGGACUGGGCUGGGAAGUCAGCCUACGUCAGAAGCCCUUGCAGAGAAUAACCUUCCAGGCUGGGGAUCCUUAUUACGUUAGCAAGAGGAAGAGAGAUGAGUGGCUGGCCAAAUGGAAGAUGGAGGCAGAGAAAAAGGCCAAACUUGCUGUAAUGAAUGUACGGGAGGAAUCCACUGGGAAUGAAGCACAGAAGGAGGAAGAUGAGGUUCUUACAAAUCAGCUUGCCCCUCAGCAACCCACGGACCCAGCCUCACCCACAGUGGCCACCACCCCUGAACCAACUGUAGCUGAAACUGUGGAGAAGACUACUUCAAAGUCCACCGAUGAUGAAGCUGAAUAUGAGGAUGGACGUGGUUUUGGAAUCGGUGAACUGGUUUGGGGAAAGCUACGGGGAUUCUCCUGGUGGCCAGGACGCAUUGUUUCCUGGGGGAUGACCGGAAGAAGCCGGGCUGCUGAGGGAACCAGAUGGGUCAUGUGGUUUGGCGAUGGCAAAUUUUCUGUGGUCUGUGUUGAGAAAUUAAUGCCUUUGAGUUCAUUUUCCAAUGCAUUUCACCAGCCAACGUAUAACAAGCAACCCAUGUACAAAAAAGCAAUUUACGAGGUGCUCCAGGUUGCUAGUAGCCGGGCUGGAAAAAUCUUCCAAUCAUGUCCUGAAAAUGAUGAGACAGACACUUCCAAAACAGUGGAUAUUCAGAACAAGCAAAUGAUUGAAUGGGCAAUGGGGGGAUUCCUGCCUUCUGGACCAAAGGGGCUGGAGCCACCAGAGGAGGAGCGCAAUCCAUACAAAGAAGUUUAUCCUGAAAUAUGGGUGGAGCCUGAAACUGCCUAUACUGCCCCUCCUCCGGCCAAAAAACCUAGAAAAAGCACAGAGAAACCGAAAAUCAAGGAGAUAAUUGAUGAAAGAACCCGAGAGAGACUUGUAUAUGAAGUAAGGCAGAAAUGCAGGAACAUUGAAGAUAUCUGUAUUUCUUGUGGAAGUUUGAAUGUUUCUCUUGAACAUCCGCUCUUCCUGGGAGGCAUGUGCCAAAACUGUAAGAACUGUUUCCUGGAAUGUGCAUACCAAUAUGAUGAUGAUGGUUACCAGUCCUACUGCACCAUUUGCUGUGGUGGACGGGAGGUGCUAAUGUGUGGAAACAACAACUGCUGCCGGUGCUUUUGUGUAGAGUGUGUAGAUCUUUUGGUGGGACCAGGUGCAGCUCAGGCCGCUAUAAAAGAAGAUCCCUGGAACUGCUACAUGUGUGGCCAUAAGGGCAUCUAUGGGCUACUGAAGCGCAGAGAUGACUGGCCUUCACGCCUUCAGCUCUUCUUUGCCAAUAACCAUGACCAAGAUUUUGAUCCACCAAAGCUUUACCCACCUGUCCCAGCAGAAAAGAGGAAACCUAUUCGCGUCCUGUCGCUGUUUGAUGGCAUAGCAACAGGACUGCUGGUGCUAAAGGACCUAGGGAUUCAGGUGGAACGGUACAUUGCCUCAGAAGUGUGUGAAGACUCAAUCACUGUGGGGAUUGUCCGACACCAGGGUAGGAUCAUGUACGUUGGGGAUGUGAGGAACGUUACACGCAAACAUAUACAUGAAUGGGGCCCCUUUGAUUUGGUUAUUGGAGGAAGCCCAUGCAAUGACCUUUCUAUUGUGAACCCUGCAAGGAAAGGCCUUUAUGAGGGGACAGGGCGCCUUUUCUUUGAGUUCUACCGUCUUCUCCAUGAAGCACGACCAAAAGAAGGAAAUGAUCGGCCCUUCUUUUGGCUGUUUGAGAAUGUGGUUGCAAUGGGUGUCAGUGAUAAAAGGGAUAUCUCUCGCUUCCUUGAGUGUAACCCAGUAAUGAUUGAUGCGAAAGAAGUUUCUGCUGCACACAGGGCUCGCUACUUCUGGGGUAACCUUCCUGGUAUGAACAGGUUGGUGAGAGAACGACCUCUAGUGGCAACAAUCAAUGACAAACUGGACCUUCAGGACUGUCUAGAACAUGGCAGGACAGCUAAGUUCAGCAAAGUGAGAACCAUCACCACUAGAUCUAAUUCUAUCAAGCAGGGCAAGGACCAGCACUUCCCCGUCUACAUGAAUGAGAAGGAGGAUAUUCUGUGGUGCACUGAAAUGGAAAGGGUGUUUGGUUUCCCAGUCCAUUACACAGAUGUUUCCAAUAUGAGUCGCCUGGCCAGGCAGAGACUUCUGGGAAGAUCCUGGAGCGUCCCAGUGAUCCGCCACCUAUUUGCACCACUGAAAGAGUACUUUGCCUGUGUCUAGAGCCUGAUCCACGCGUGGAAAAGAAAAAAAGGAUAAUUGAAAAUACACAAGAACUGAUAUUUAACAAGGAAAAAAAUAUAAAAAAUUUUACUCUGAUUUACAACAAGAAAAAAAAACAUUUAAAGUAGAUGUUUUACAUAACUUCUUGUAUUUUAAAUGUCAUUCUUUUAUCCUAUUUAAUUUUUUAAAUAUGUCAUUUCAAUUUGUAGCUAUAUUAUCCAGUGUUUUUUUUUUUUAUUUUAUAUUGAUUUUAUGUGUGCAAGCUGUACUUGAGACAAGGCUUUCUCUGUUCUUUUACAGCACUGAGAGACAAUUUGUUUGAAGAUAAGGAUUGAGAAUUAGAAAACAACGUGAAUGAUUUAUCAUGCAUAUAUACAUAUAUGUAUAUUGAUGUAUAUAUAUAUAUAUACAUAUUUAUAUAUAUAUAUAUAGCUACAGUAUAUGUGUGUGUAUGUGUAUGUAUGUGGGAGAUUGUGUGCUUGUGUGUGUGUGUGUGCUAAUUUUUAAAACAUUUUAACCUGGUUUUGAUUGACAGGAGCACAAGCCAGGGGGCCACAAACAAUAUGCCCAAACCUGCUAUACAAUUCCAGUUGCUGAGCCUUACUUUACCAGCACCAUUACUGGUAACAAAUCUCAAGUGUACACUCGUUACAGUAUUUUCAUGGUUUAAUUUUAAAGAAAACCUUGAAAGAAACACAGUCAACAAGCCAACUAUACCUCUUGUUUACAGUUAAUAUACAAAACAUAAAGGUACUACUGUACAUUAACUAUUGGUGCUUUUAAAUGAAAAAAAUGAUUGAAAACAUCAGCUUCCACAUGGCCUUAAAAACCUCAACAGGCAGGGUUAUGAUAAUGGACAUCAUGCUAGAAAAACUUUAUAAAGUUAAAAAAAGACAAUGAAAGAAUGCAAUAAUUUGCAAUUAGUUACAAAAAGUAAAAUCAGAAUCAAGGUGCAUAUAAUGGUCUGCCAUAGCUGUGGAUUUUUUUUUUCUUUGUCUAUCACAACUUUUAUACACAACAUACUGGUGCUUUUCAAACUACUCUGGCCUUGUGAACUCAGGCCCAACACCUGUGGCAGCACAGAAAAAAAAGUCAAACCAAGUGAAAGCCAGCUAUUUGUGAGGCGAUGUUUUUGAUCUAAGGCUGCAGUAAACUUCAAUUUUGAUUUACUGAGACAUGUCAUUUUACUGUACAUCUCUUGGAGGGAGCGGAGGGGAGGGCAUUCUAACCUCAGUUCAGUGCCCCCCUCCUUUCCCUCAUUUUUUAUUCAAUCAGGUGCAGAUUUCAACAUGGUGCAGCUUCACAUUGCAGUUCUGCCUUUUCUAAGAGUAUAUGCUUUUGGAUUGUUGGUUUUUUUUUUUUCCUCUUUAGCUCGUCGAUAUAUAUCAUUUUGUGUUAUUUUUUUCCUUUUGUCCUCUUUUUAGUAUAUUCUGUUCAGCAUUUAUGAUGUGAACUUUGUGAUCCCUUUCCUCCCCCACUUCUUAGGGGUACACCUACAGUAGGCUUGUACUCAAAUGAUGUGAACGGGGGAAUUACUAAAUAUUUUUGUAAUCAGGAAAGAAAAUGACUGAUUUUACUUUUUACUGUUUGGUUUGUGGUUUGAGGAGUAGGGGUCAUCUAUGGUGCGUUGUUUAACAGCAAAUCCAAGAAUUCAUGCUGCAAAAAAAGAAAACAAUAAAACUGAUAACACAGAAUCCCCUAUUCCUCAUGCCUUGUUAUAUUACAGUAUAUUUUUUGGAAAACGUCUACUAUUAAGAUAUGUCUUUUUAAGACCAAAUUAAAAGUGCAGCAUGUGGUUCAGAAGCUAUGAGAAAGGAGCUUUCAAAACAAGCUGGCGAGUUCACAUUGGUUUGGGGGGCCAGACACUGUUGCAGCUUUCAGAAUUUCUCAAGAUUGUGUUUCUUUAUUGAGAAUCAAAUUAACACUGCAGUUUAAAGGAAAGCAAGGAAAUAUUACGUGUCACCCCAUGUCCCUGAAUGAAUUGACGGGGCCGGGGAAAGUAACGCUAUGUUAUUUAACUUUUUCCUUUUUAUCCCCAAUGGGACAGUAUAAUCUGUAAAGUUUUCAGUCUUGUUGUCCAAUGUUACAAGAAGAGAAUCUAACUGACAAGAGUGCACCACCGUCUAAGGCCCACCAUAUUCUGUGGGUUUAUGUGAUAUUUGCUGCGUCAGCUCCUUUCUCGCUGCUCUCUGUCCCCAACUUAGAAGUCCAGAAUUUUGUACAUAGAAAGGUUUGCCUGUUGUUGUUUGUUUAUGUCUUUUUAAAUUAGUUCUGAGAUGUACAAAUAUGAUUCUUUACUAAUAUAUAUCACAAAACUAGUAAACCUUAGAUAAAAAAACAGAUGAAUUUGUAUUGAAAUAAGCUAUGAAGCAGUGGGAUAGGGCAGCUGUGGAACAUUUCCUAGCCUGCCUUUUUAUAUUUAUAAAUUUGUUUUAUGUUUGAUUUUAAGAGUGGCUUGUAUUGAAUUGUCAAGUGAUCUUAACAAUAACUUGUUGACAGCUUUAAGAUGGAGAAGGUGACCUUUAUCACACAGCCCUAGAUGCGGUAAUUUGUGUUUUUUUUUUUAAUUUUUUUUUUUUUUAAGAGGGGCAGUAGGUGUUUCAAUAAGGUGCUAAACAUUUUAUCAAAAAAAAAAAAGAAAAUAUAUUGUUAGGAGAAAAUCAUUUUGUCUUGACAAUGACUGUUUUUAAGUUCGUAGUAAGGAAAAAGAAGCACUAUUAUUUUACUCUUAUAUGAAUAUAUUAACAAAGCAUUUUAACUUUUUACUUGAAAAAAAUUAAACUAUGACAGAUUCAUGUGUUUUAGCCUAGGCAUUGCUGUAGUUGGUGCUUAUCUGUGGGAAAAUCAUGUAUUCAUAUUGAAGAUUUAAAGGAAAUUAGAAACCAUUUGGUAAUAACUUUUACUGUUACAUAUGUACUUGCUUGAUCCCUGGCAGCAGUGUCUAUUUACCCACAUUCCAUGCAACAGAGAAACACAGUGAUUCUUUUUUGUUUGUUUUAGAUUAAUUUUCAUUUGAUUGUCAUUUUGAAACGUCGCUUCAAUAUUUAUUGACAACAAUAAUGUACAUUUCACAGUUCUAAGACUCUGCAGGUAAAUUUCUCUAUUUCUUCUCUUGGUGAAACUGUUGUACUUCUGUGUGACUAUUGAUCGUGACAUAGCUGUGUAUGGAUUAUACUGUUCUGAAGGUCAAGUGCGUUCAGCCAAUGUAGCAGUCAGUCAGACUCAGUCCACCUUCAUCCCAUUUUUUUUCAGUGCCCAGAAAGAAGAAAAAGCUCCUUUCUUAUGUACUUGUGCUGGAAAACACUUGAAUAAAUGUAUUGUUUUUGUGCAAAAAAAAAAACAAAAAAAAAAACAAGCUUCUGUCAUCUUUAACUUGUCACAUUUGUUUGGUUCAAUUCAGAAUUCCAAAGUUGUAAACUGAAUUGUGGUAUGAAGCAGUACAGAUCCUCUCCAAGCCCCUUUUGCUAAAUAUGAUAAGCAUGCAUUUCACAAAGUAAGUGCUGUUAAAUCAACAUAACAAUUAUUCUUUUACAUAUAGUAUGUGAGGCCUGCUGGCUCUAGCAUAGUGACUCCUCGUUGUUUAUUUUUUAAGAUAUUUUGUUACCUAGUACAUGGUGAGCCACAUAGGCCCAAGUUCUUUAUUGUAACCAGUCCACUUUGACUCCUUCUGUCACAUUUGCAGAGCUCAGACGGGGGCUUUUCAAUGGUCUUAAUCUUCCACAGUUGUUUUUCUAAGAUAUUUAGUGAACCCAGCGUUCCUUCAAGAAUGUCAAUGUCUUCUGUCAUUCUGACACACCUGUUGAGGGCUAAGUAGGAGAAUGAAUUUUCAAAUAAGACGUCAUGAAUAGUGGUCAUGCUAUUAAACAGCUACUCUGUCCAAAACUAGUUAACAGGAGAACUGCAGUGUGCUAGCGAAAUAAGAAAUUCUCUUUUGAGGACCAUCACAUUAAUGCUUAGCUUCACAACACAGGUUCAUUUUUAGUAUUCACAAGACAAAGCUGGGGUUAUAUUACAGCCAGAAGUGAACCUCAGGUUGAGAGACUUGGCACAGUGAAGACCUGUAUCCUCAGUGGCUCCGCCAGGAAUGAUUCUAGUGGCAUUAAUGUAAAACAUACCGUAACUAACCAUACAUUUUGGAGACUGCUGUGGCACACUACUGUGUGAGAACAGAGCAUACAUACUUGGAAAGCAUACAGAUGACUGAAGUUACCAGAAAUUGUAAUAAACAGAUGUUCAACAUCCAUUAGCCAUGUUUUCAAGAAUCUCCAGUUCAGCAGCUUUUUAUAAGGACAGAAUGAUAAAUGCAGAAUCUUUGUAAGUUUUAAAGUUACAGUGACAUUACAUUAAAUGUGUUGUAUAGAAAAGACUUGAUUUUUCAAAUUCCAUAUUUGUUUUUUUAUAGUAUUUAGAUGAUUUUUUUUAAAAUGACUACUGAAGAAGCUUUAACAGUAACUUCAGUGUGGUAAGUACUGUAAGUGGAUCAUACAUUAGAGGGAUGUGACAAGACUAAUAUAAAACCUAAACUAGUCCACCUAUAUAUCAACAAUAAUACAUGUAAGUAAAUCAAGUAGAGAAAUUUCAUUCAUCUUAUCAUUAGAAUGAUUUGCACAAAUAAUUAAGAAUGAAAAAUGCAUUCCACUCACCAUCUAAUGAAAAGCAGUUCUUAUUUAUACACAUUUCUAGCCACAACUGAGAAAGGAUCAGCUCAGUCAAUGGAGAGCAGCAAUGACUGCAGCUUUCACUGUAGCUUGUUGUUCUGUCAGCUAGGCAGCUUGUCUCCUAGUUUCUGCAUUCAGACUGAGAAUAAUGAAUAUUCUUAUUAAAUAGAUGUGACUAAAAGCACCCCUUCGGAGAAAACUCAUAAUAAAGACCUUUGAUCAAUUUAAUACCUUUAUUGAAUUUUAAAUUCACAGAUUGCUUGCAGAAACAGGAAAAAAGACUAAGAAUAGUGACUAAUUACAAACAAAUCACAGACAUUGCAGCUGCCACCACUUCUAAGCUGAGCAGAUCCGAACACGGAAUUACCAAGUGGUUACAGGUGUUACCUGCAAGAUGGAUUCACUGACAAAAGCAGGAUUCAGCCAUGGUCCUUAAAUACAUUUGAGGUUCAUGAUUUUGUUAGCAAAACACCAUUAACAGUUUGUCUUGAUUUGUUUAGGUGACUUUGUUUUACUGUCAGUCUUUGAAGUCAGGCAUCUAAUGAGCUUAUUGUUUACUUCUGUUACAAAUUUAAAAGACAUACAUAAAAUCCACUAAUCAAAAGAAAUGGAUCCAUUUUCAUCUUUCAUCUUCUGCUUUGACGUUAUUUAUGUGAAUGUUUGUCCUCCCAUAGACAUGUAUGUUAAGUUUGCCCCCAGACUGGCCUAAUGAGUGAGGGUGGGAUCAUGUAUGAGGGUAUCCUGUGGACUAACAUCCCGUCCUUGCUCUAUUCGCUGCAGGGGUAGGCUCUGGCUUCAUGUAGUACAGUACUCGAAAAACUAAAUUAAGCAAACGGAUGAAUGUUUAAGUUUUGCUCCUAAUGAAGAAUGACCAAAUGCCAAUGUAAAUAGCUUUGCAUUCUCCAGAGGUGUCCCCUGUGUGCAUUCAUCAUCAAAAGAUUACCUGUAAAAGAAAGCCCUCAAAACGUUAAGGUGUGGCCACAGGCUGGUUCAGUGUGGCAAUGCAUCAUGGCUGUUUGUGGAGUUCUCAUGAUCUCCCAGUGGGUUUCCACCCACAAUGCAGAGACAUGCAGGUUAAGCUAACUGAUGACUCUAAACUGGACUGGUCACAUUGUGAUUGAGUGUUUCUGAGAUGGGCUGGCAACCCACCCAGACUUGGCCCCUGACUUUAGCCUGGUGACAUGAAGAUAAGCUUUGGGUCCCUGUGAAUGGACAGAAAUCUUAAAGAGAGGUGUACACUUGUCUUUUAUACAGGGCUCACAUUUCUUGUAUUUUCAUUUAGUUAAAGAAAAAAACGGUGUUUCUGAUUAUAGGCCAAAAACAAUACAAAACGAAACUAGCAGACAUUACUUAAAGGCAGAAGCUGGCAAUGACUGGCAUCAUAGAUGUAAGGUGUAGUUUUAGACCAAGCUGGAAAACUCCCAUGUUAGGAACUGUUUUUAAGAUGAAAAACUGUUGAUACAAUAUAAUUUAUCACAAGUUCUUCAUGCAUUUUUAUGUUUUUGUAUACUAAACUUUAUUUCUAGAGAGUUCAAACAAUAAUGAAAUUAAUCGAGAUUGAUUAUUACCAAUUCUGACCAUGUCCACUUACGGUGCUCAGCUUUAUUCCUGUAGACAGCUGGCUAUGCUGAUUUUGAUAUCGCUUGUGUGUGUGUUCGUGUUCGUGUGUGUGUGCGCAAGGAUCCUCCAUUGAGAGCAUGGCAGCCUGGCAUGCCGUUUAAAGCAAUAAGAAAUGACAAAAGCUAACUGCAGCUCUCAAUUUACAAAGACCGGUCUUGGAACACUCCACAGGUAAAAAACAUUUUCCUUUAAAAUCAAACCUAAAGAAACAUACUUGCUACUGGAACUUUGAAAGACCUGCGUUGUGGUUUUCGUUAUUAUGACAUACAUUUACAUGCAUAAUUAUACUCUUUAAAAUGCACUUGAUAUUAAAAAGUACUCAUUUACUACACUGAAUUGUUGUAGAUCUAUUCUGUAUGUGCUAUCCUGUUUCCCAGUACUAGUAAUAGCUUUUUAUAUUCUGAACCAUCUACCAAGUAAGAAUCUUUUUAAUUAUUUCAUUGUUCAAAAACAAAUAAGGCACAAAGUAAUAGAACAAGUAGAAAACAUUUCCUACCCUAACACUGCAAUAAAAAAAUUAUCUGCAAUAAAAAAUGUUAUUUUAACUUUAAAUUGGCUAAUUAAGGAUUGUAGAGUCUAAUGUAGAAGCUGGCGUUUUAUAGCUCAGCUCUGGAGCAGAACCUUGUUCUAGCAAAACAAACGACAUCAUGAUAGGAAUCAAGAACAUAAAAUUAUAAUGUCAAACGUUAUUAAAUCAGGGAAUGUAUAUUUCAUGAUGAGCCGUCUGAGCUCGUGCAGUUGUCCCCACAUUAACCUCCCUUCAUGUCCCUUCACCAGAGAUUUUUGUUUUAAAGUUUCUGUCUUUUGCAUGUACUGUACGUAAAACGCGACAUAGUGUGCAAUAACAAUUUCAGAAUGAAGCUCAGCAUUAGAUAAUUUUAUUUGUUCUGACCUGUCAAAGAAGUAUUGUUAUGCUUAGCAAGUAAUAUGAAUUUUCACUUUUUAUUCUUAGUCGAAAUGUAAUACAACUCCAAAUAUUAUUGACAUGGAUGAGACAUAACUUAAGAGAUCCAUUAGGGUGCAAGGUUACAUGCAAUAAACGUUAAGUGCAUAAAAUGGAGGGCUGCAUGAACUUUGCUCCACUCCUUAUUUUUAUUUAUUUAUUUAUUUAAAUGGAAAUCUGCAGUGUAUACAAUGGAAGUAAAUUGUGCAUGCUGAGCCACAUAUUUCGCCGUUUCUCCUUUUAUUCUUCCCCCUUGCCUUUGCAUCAGUUACCUCAUGACUGGGUGUAGUGAAAGUCGUUACCUUUUUGUACAGGAUAAACAUUGUUGUGCUAUCAACUGACAAAAGUAUAGUAAAGCUCUUAUGCAGAAGCAAAACUACUUGGUUGUUUUGUUUUUCCUAGUCUGGCACAAGUUCUUGUGACCUGUUAGCGUUUGUGAAAGUAUAGACAUGUAAAAAGGGUUAAUCAGCUUAGUUUAAUUCAGUAAAAAGUGAAGGAAGUUGAAGUGGACUUUGCAGCAGCUUACGUUAGCCACACAGCCCCUAGAACAUGCUUAGCACUGCUGGCAUCAUCUGAGUCCAAAUAAUUUAUUAAGGUGCUAAGGUUUUAGCUUUUUAAUUUAAUUUUGUUUUAUUUUAGCAACAUUUUAAAUAUACUGUUUGUAUUCAUAUUAAUUUUUAUGAAAUAUACUUAAGAAAAUGGUGCAUACAUUUUAAUGAACAUGUGGUGCACAGUGUAGUUUCUAGGCUUUUUCUCUCUCUUUCCUGUCUGAAUCAUUGACAUCAUUUGCUCCAGCAAUGCUGACCAGGACAAGCAGGUCAAUAUACAUUAAUGGACAGAUACACCGUACUGUUUCUGCCAAUUCCUCAAGUGUUUGUCCUGGCUACAGUUUUAGUCGGUGAUUCUGAUCUUGUAGACACACAAGGAUUUGUGUUGGCACAGACAAUUCUUUCUGAGCCGAAGCCCUUGGCAUUUCCUAAUGAGCGAGCAGCACAUCUUCUGUGUCUGAUAGUGUUCCUUUAGGUCUCCGAAGGCACUGUGUAAGAUUUUGUUUCAAUACCUUUUGUGUUUAUUUUGUUCAAUAAGCUCAUGAUGUUCUGAUAUUUUAUUUUUUGUUUUGUUUUGUUUUUUGCAUCAGUGUGCAAAGUCUAUUUAUCUAUUUGUUGUUCUUUGUCUUUCAAUAUGUGACUUGAUCUAAUUUUCUAUGUUAUUAAACUGAUAAUU